CAUAUCUCUGGUUGAAGACAACUCAUUGAGCACGUCCCAACUCCCAAGAGUUAAUUUAUUAUUUUAUUUGUACACAAUAACAAUGCUGUACGUGAAAUAAUCAUACGGCGCUCCGUUACUUGUUAGCGUUUUGAUAGUCUUUGAUGCCCGAAAAGAUUGUGUAUCAAUGACAUCAAUUAUACUACAACUAUAGUAAUCUAUACGGUAUCUGUAGGUACUAUACAAACAUCUGUACACUAUACAAACAUCAAAUACCUAAUAACCCAAGCAAUGGCAUGCACUGUGUAUUUGUAGCAUGUUUUGGUCCAGCAAAGUUUGUUUAUAGCACAAGCAUGACGGCAAUGGUUAAAUCAGUGGCAGUACAAACUAUUACUGAUACUGUUGAAACGCCACUGCAACCUAAAGGCGGUCUUGUUCUUGUUCUUGUUGGGGUUUGGAGUGAUUUGGGGUGGGGAGUUGCAGGUUGUGCCGCUGUUGGGGCCACUUACAAUUCCUCCUGAGUUACGCCUUUGUAUCGGCAACUUCUGCAGAAAAAAAAAAAAAAACAGAACAAAACAAAUAGAAGACAAUCGCUUUUAUUUUUCAAGACAUGCUGCUGCGUGAAGGCAUGCUCUUCCUAGUCAGUUCCGCUCGGCGCUCGGCGUUCGGCUCUCGCAGCCUCUGCCAGCAAAUCCCGCGCCGCUCGUCAGCUGAGUGAACUGACAGUCAGGCGCCGCAGCUCACCAGAGGAGGUUGACUGUAGCAGCUCUUUGGGCAGGACUGACUCACUGGUGCUUCUGCUAGCGAUCGAGAAGCAUGGUGGUGAAGAACGUGUGCUGCAUCGGUGCCGGGUACGUGGGCGGCCCCACCUGCAGCGUCAUAGCCUGGAAGUGUCCCGACAUCCAGGUCCAUGUUGUCGACAAGUCCGAGAUGAGAAUCAAACAGUGGAAUUCUGACAAACUUCCUAUUUAUGAGCCUGGCCUGGACGAUGUGGUCCGGGAGUGCCGAGGAAGGAAUCUCUUCUUCUCCAACAACAUUGAAACUGCCAUCAAGGAUGCAGACCUCAUCUUCAUCUCCGUGAACACCCCCACCAAAACUUAUGGCAUCGGGAAGGGUCGUGCAGCAGAUCUGAAGCACAUUGAGAUGUGUGCGCGGAAGAUAGCAGAGGUGGCCGAGGGGAACAAGAUUGUGGUGGAGAAAUCAACAGUUCCAGUGAGAGCAGCAGAGUCCAUCACACACAUCCUGUCCGCCAACACCAGGCCAGACGUCUCCUUCCAGAUCCUGUCUAACCCUGAAUUCCUGGCUGAGGGCACUGCCAUUGAGAACCUGCUGAAUCCUGACCGGGUGCUAAUUGGAGGGGAGGAGUCCAAGGCAGGGGAAGCGGCUGUGGCAGAGCUCACCUGGAUCUACAACCACUGGGUGCCCUCCGAGAAAAUCAUCACCCUCAGCACCUGGUCAUCCGAACUGUCCAAACUGGCAUCAAAUGCUUUCCUGGCCCAGCGUGUGUCCAGCAUCAAUGCCAUCUCAGCGCUGUGUGAGGCAACGGGCGCUGAUGUGACACAGGUGGCAUCCGCUGUGGGCCAGGACUCCAGAAUUGGAUCAAAGUUUUUGACAGCAUCAGUAGGGUUUGGUGGGAGUUGUUUCCAGAAGGACCUGCUUAACUUGGUGUACAUUGCUGAGUGUGUCAACCUGCCGGAGGUGGCCAUGUACUGGCAGCAGGUCAUCACCAUGAACACAUACCAGCGCACCAGGUUUGCCAAGCGCAUCAUUGAGUGCCUCUUCAACACAGUCACUGACAAAACGUUGGCUGUUUUUGGCUUUGCCUUCAAGAAGAACACCGGCGACACUCGAGAGAGUCCAGCGAUAUAUGUGUGUUCCCACCUGCUGGAGGAAGGAGCCAGACUCAAUAUCUAUGAUCCUAAGGUGGAGAGGAGUCAGAUAGAGUAUGACCUGACAAGUGCAGCGGUGACCAGUGAGCCUGAGCGCAUUAAGAAGCUGGUGCAAAUCUUUGACGACCCCUACGAGGUGGUCAAGGACGCCCAUGCCAUUGUGGUGCUCACUGAGUGGGAUGAGUUUAAGACCUAUGAUUUCAAGAAGAUGCACGAGGUGAUGAAGAAGCCGGCCUUUAUAUUUGACGGCCGCAAGAUCCUGGACCACGAAGCGCUCAUCAAGCUCGGCUUCCACACUGAAACCAUCGGCAAGAGGUUCACCCGCAACAGCCUCCUGAGAUCUUCUGGUGAACACUACCCAGCCUUCUCCUGGACACCAUAGCUGGCGGCUCCCAUUUUGCACCACCAAGAGCACCUCAGCGCCUGUGCCUCAGUGUGUCAGGAGCACCUCAUCAGCAAGCUACAUUUCUAGAGAACUUGGGUCCAAACAGAUGCUUAAAAGCUUGGUGUGUAAGGAGUCAGAAGGCUUCCCAUCCUCAUCCAGGGCUUGUGAUGCAACUACAUACUGUUCCUUGACUUGCUGUAUGUAUAUCCUUAUCUUAUAUAUAUAAAUCAGGUUGAUAUCCUCACAAGGGAAUAGGCAAGACAAAGGGCCAUAUUCUGAAACACUUCUUCACUGCAUCUCCACUCCUUUUAGGUUUAGUUGAAGUGGCACAUGUUCUUGAUGGUGUUUUGUACAAAUUCAAUGACAGAUUAACAAUAUUACAUUAUUAACUGGAGAAUACUCUUGAGACUGAUCAUCUCUGUGGCCUUUGAAAAUAGUCGUGGUGAUACAGCAAGGAGUUUUGGAAUAUGGGUUGAAGUGCACAUUCCCACACAUUCCCACACAUUCCUCAUUAGAACACCUUCCUUAUCUCCUGGGUCUGUAUGGGUAGGAAGGACAGGCCCACCACCACUUCCACCACCACCUCUGUGUACGGGUUGGUUUUCAAGCAUGUCUGGGUCAGCACAAAAUAAUAAAUUGGUAUUGAAAUA
This is a messenger RNA of Portunus trituberculatus (swimming crab), 2903 nucleotides long. It is a transcript of the gene sgl, whose product is annotated as UDP-glucose 6-dehydrogenase-like. Lineage: Eukaryota; Metazoa; Arthropoda; Malacostraca; Decapoda; Portunidae. Gene Ontology annotation, cellular component: nucleus; cytosol. The record is from RefSeq and is a predicted model, not a curated record. Bases 796 to 2250 code for a protein of 484 amino acids. Gene Ontology annotation, biological process: glycosaminoglycan biosynthetic process; polysaccharide biosynthetic process. Gene Ontology annotation, molecular function: NAD binding; UDP-glucose 6-dehydrogenase activity. The transcript has 11 exons.